Callorhinchus milii (elephant shark) is the source of this 611-nucleotide messenger RNA. It is a transcript of the gene tp53i11b, whose product is annotated as tumor protein p53 inducible protein 11b. The record is from RefSeq and is marked provisional. Lineage: Eukaryota; Metazoa; Chordata; Chondrichthyes; Chimaeriformes; Callorhinchidae.
CUCAGGCUGUGGCAGUUGGUGUCGGCCGUCAUGUUCACGGUUGUUGCCGUCAUGGCGCUGCUCUUCCCAGAGCAACUGUACAACAUUGUGUUUGACGAGGACACAGCCAACAGCAGAACCUCUGUCAGGCUGUAUGGAGGAGCUCUGCUCAGCAUCUCGCUGAUCAUGUGGAACGCUUUAUACACUGCGGAGAAGAUCAUCAUCCGAUGGACCCUGCUGAUGGAGGCGGCUUACUGUGCAGUGCAGUUUCUAGUGAGCACAUUGCCGCUGUUUGAGACGGGAGUGCUGUCCCAGGGAGCCACCAUGCUGCUCUCCAGCCGAGGCCUCUUCAUUCUCGUCAGCCUGCAUUUCUAUUACCAGGUCGGGAGAAAGCCAAAGAAGGCGUGAGCGGCCUGCUGAGCUCACACGGCAGCUUCUAGUGUUCUGUCUGGAGCCCGCGGGUGGAGGUGGGGGUGGGUAGAUGCGGGAGGGGGUUGGGUAGGGAACUGUGACUCUGGAGCUGAGUUCCAUGCGCCCGUGUGCUGGUGUCUUGACAGCGGCCGUCACUGUGUCUCACAACCGCGGCUUCACUUGCUCCCAGCUUUACCUCAACAUCAAUAAACCUGCAACAC